CUUUGCGGGAGGAAAGUAUCUCCUCCUUCACCCGCUAACCGAGCAAGAGAGAAGUUCGACGAACGGCACACCCACAACUCCAUCUUCUCGAUCUGAGCUCCUGCAAUCCUUUGUCUCCAGCCGGCUCCGUCGACCACAAUGGCGGCGCACCCCUCCACUUCAUCAUCUUAAUUCGACCCCUCAACUCCAGGUUCUCGAUCUGAGCUCCUGCAAUUCUUCCUCUCCAGCGAGCUCCGUCGACCACAACGGUGCUAUAGGAAGUGUUUGUCACGCCCGUAACUCCGUUGGGUUUCGAACCAGAAGGUAGCCGACUCGUCCCUGUUGUGGAAGCAGAAGGAAACUAAUUUGAAGCUCUAGACACGAGAAAUUAGGGUUCUACGAUUGGAAUUCGUUAGGUGCCUUCCAUUUCAAUCGAAAAUACCGAGUUCUACAACGGGAGUUCUCUCAGUCCGUCCCUUCAGCUACCCUGCCAUCUCAAUUGACAUUCGGCCAACCUUGGCGAGUAUCCAUUUGAAGGCUAAGCUGAACCUGGAAGGUGUGGGAAGGGAGGGAGGUCUUUGCUCUUGAAUUGGGGAGUCAUCCUAAUAUUAGAAUGUCAACAACCGUGAGAAGAAGGCUUCGUCAUGGGGAUAUUGAUGGAAAACGGAAUGAGCAUUAUGAAAUAUCUGGAUUAGACGAACCAUUACUUCAGUCUCAUGAGCUACACAUUGAACCGAAAGGGGUAUUUCUUGGAGAUCUAUUUAAUGUUGAUAGGACGAAGGAACAAAUCCACUGGACAUAUCUGUUUACAAAUGUGAUUGCGCAGUGGGCACAAUGGUUAGAUAGUGGAUUGCUUGUUUUAAUAAUAAGGGCUCACUUCUCUUUUGUAGCAAACAUUGUUGUUGGAUCAAGAUCUUUUAUUGAACGCUUUUUGCCUGGUGCUUCCUCUAACCCCAUUGGAUCAAACACAAAUCUUCGUCUGCCCUAUCUCAGUCCUCUACAGGAGGAGAGACUCAGCAAUUUGCAGCGGAGGCUUGGAGUACCGUUCGAUGGCUCUCUAGUGGAGCAUCAAGAUGCACUUAAACAGUUGUGGAGGCUGGCUUAUCCUGACAGGCUGCUCCCAUCACUUAAAUCAGAGCUUUGGAAAGAAAUGGGCUGGCAAGGUUGUGACCCCUCGACUGAUUUCCGGGGUGGAGGAUAUAUAUCACUGGAGAACCUCAUUUUCUUUGCAAGAAACUAUCCGAUCUCGUUCCAGAGACUGCUACACAAAAUAGAUGGGAAGAGAGCUGAGUGGGAGUAUCCUUUUGCUGUGGCUGGCAUCAACAUUUCUUUCAUGCUCGCACAAAUGUUGGAUCUUCAGAAAGGCUAUCAAACCUUGAAAGUAAAUGCUAAUCGACAGUCCUGGAAUUGCCAAUUUGCAGGGAAGCCCUCAACCGCAGCAGGAAUCCGGUUUUUGGAACUCCUGGAGCACGAUGAGACGGCGUUCGACAACCUUUACUGUGUAGCGUUUCAGAUGAUGGAUGCUCAAUGGCUAGCAAAGCGGGCGUCGUAUAUGGAGUUUAAUGAUGUUAUGAAGUCCACAAGGACUCAGUUGGAACGCGAGCUUGUCCUGGAAGAUGUCAACUCUGUGAAGGAGUUACCUGCUUACAAUUUGCUUACAGGAUAAACCAAAUAACAUAUGGAAGAUUUUGUACACUCCUGAAAUUUGUAUCUAAGCCAUAUUUGUAUAUUUCCCCACAAUUCGAUUGCCAUUUACCUUAAUAAAAUGUAGGUAAUAUACACUUGUAUAAUCAGUAAUAGUAAACUUUUGGGGUUAAAGACACAUUUGGUCACUGAGAUUACAAAAUCGGGACAUGUUUAGUCACUAG
Messenger RNA from Linum tenue, 1847 nucleotides. The record is from the annotation of a GenBank genome assembly. NCBI's taxonomy places the organism in Eukaryota, Viridiplantae, Streptophyta, Magnoliopsida, Malpighiales, Linaceae.